This is a messenger RNA of Protopolystoma xenopodis, 384 nucleotides long. The record is from the annotation of a GenBank genome assembly. NCBI's taxonomy places the organism in Eukaryota, Metazoa, Platyhelminthes, Monogenea, Polystomatidea, Polystomatidae.
GCUGGAAACAGUCAGGACGGUGAUGGAAAAGAUGAUGAUGGCGGGGGUAAAAAAGAUAAUGGAGAUGCCGAAGGCAAAGAUAACUGGGAAAAAGAACGUAAAAAGGUGACAAUGUAUGAUAUUGAAAAGAUGAUGAAGAUCGCUUCUCUUAUAGCAAUGUUUAGAACACCCUGUUGCGGUUGUCCUUCUUGCUGCUGUUCUUCAAAUGGUCGCAAUGGCAACCAGCUCCUUUUGGGCCAGAUAAAGGAGAAGGAGGAAGAGGAGAAGCGAGAGGAGGCAGAGGCGGAGGCGGAGGUAGGGGCGGAGGUAGAGGUGGAGGAAGAGGAGGACGAGGACGAGGAAGGGGGGGUGGAGAGUCAGGGCAACAAGGCGAAGGCAGCAUAA